Molecule: messenger RNA, 5894 nt
Organism: Erpetoichthys calabaricus (reedfish)
Lineage: Eukaryota; Metazoa; Chordata; Cladistia; Polypteriformes; Polypteridae
Gene: sobpa
Product: sine oculis binding protein homolog (Drosophila) a
Exons: 6
Coding region: 475-2997 (840 amino acids)
Biological process (GO): animal organ development
Cellular component (GO): nucleus
Source: RefSeq, a predicted model, not a curated record
GCAAAAAGUCCACUCAAGUUUAAAACGCAUGUUCACAUGCCAUUAAAAGAGCUGUAUUAAAGCAGUCCAGAACAGAAUAUCUAAAAUUGCGCCUAUACCGCGAAAGAGAUUGCAUUUUGAGUUUGCAAGUUAUUCAGCAGUCUAAGUCAGUAAUUAACUGUAACUGUCAAAAAAAAAUCUCCGCGUUGAGGAUCCAGCAGCAUUCCUGUGUUUUUGCCUGUAACCUAAGUGACACGGGCUGCGAGCCCGGCGGAGGAGCUGCGCGGAAGCCCAGCUGUGCGUGCCGACAGUCCAGAUGUGGUCCCGCGAAGGAGGUGCACAUCAAGCUGCACGGGACGGCAUAUGAGCGGGUAUUCUGCCUGAACGGGAUCAGAAAGUACGCAGCCCGGCGCUCCCGGUCACUCCGGCUGUCUGGUUACGUUAUCUUCACCUCCGAUUCCUAUGUUACGUGUCUAGAGUUUUGCAGAAAAUACUAUGAAUGAACUGCUGGGCUGGUACGGCUAUGACAAGGUAGAGCUGAAAGAUGGGGAAGACAUUGAGAUUAGGAGCUACCCUGAUGGGGAGAGCAGGCAGCACAUCUCUGUUCUCAAAGAAAAUUCUUUGCCAAAAUCAAAAGCUGCAGAAGACCACAGCAGUUCGCCAAACAAUACAAACAGUAAUUUUUCGGGGCCAGCUGUGGGAAAUGGAGUUUCAGAUUCAUCUUCUUCAUCUUCUUCAAGGGAUCAUGGGAAUGUCCCAAUAAUUGUUCCAUUAAUCCCACCACCACUUAUAAAACCACCAGCAGAAGACACAGUCUCAAAUAUACAGAUCAUGUGUGCCUGGUGUCAGAAAGUGGGUAUCAAGCGCUACUCCCUAAGUAUGGGCAGUGAGCUUAAAAGCUUCUGCAGCGAAAAAUGUUUUGCAGCAUGUCGGAGAGCCUACUUCAAGCGCAAUAAGGCUAGAGACGAAGAUGGACAAGGUGACACAUUUCCCCAGCACCACUAUUCUAAGGAAACUCCAAGGCUUGUCUUCAAGAUAAACAGCGAUGUACUUGUAUGUGAUUGGUGUAAACAUAUACGCCAUACGAAGGAGUACCUGGAUUUUGGAGCUGGAGAAAGACGUCUUCAGUUCUGCAGUGCAAAGUGUCUCAACCAAUACAAAAUGGACAUUUUCUAUAAAGAGACUCAGGCCAAUCUUCCAGCUGGCCUCUGUAAUCCUGGACAUCCUCCAAUGGAGAGCAAGCCUGAAAGUAGUGCUGUGCAAUUACUGACACCUGAAUCAUGGAACAAUCCAUUGGGAGACUUGAGAAGGAAAGCUUCAUCUCCUGGGAUGACAAUGGUUAGCCACAGCCAAACACCUGGGCCCUCAGGGACUACACCAACAUCUCCCUCUGAACCUGCUGUCAUUUGUUCCUCUGCCAAAAUACCUACACCAGGACCUAAGCCCCAUGAGAGUCCAACACUUCCGCCACCAGUACCUAUUCCUCCUCCACCAAUAGGGGUCCCACCUGGAAGUCCUCCAAUGGUUAUGACAAAUCGGGGUCCCAUGCCUUUACCAUUCUUUAUGGAACAUCAAAUGAUGCAGCAGAUCCGUCCUCCUUUUAUCCGAGCCCCCCAUACCCCAAGUCCAAAUAGUCCUUUAUCCAAUCCCAUAAUUCCAGGAAUAGGCCCACCACCAUCUAGAAGUAUGGGCCAAACUUCAAGCCCCAUGCACAGGCCAAUGCUUUCACCACAUAUCCAUCCACCAUCUACUCCAACAAUGCCAGGAAAUCCACCUGGUUUAAUACCACCUCAUCCAGGAGCUCCAAUGCCAGGGUUACCUUUCCCACCAGUAAACAUGAUGCCAAAUGGCCACAUCCCAAUGCCACAGAUGAUGAACUUUAGUGUGCCAUCACUUGCUCCUUUGGUGCCACCCCCAACCCUAUUGGUGCCAUAUCCAGUUAUUGUUCCACUCCCAGUUCCAAUCCCUGUUCCCAUUCCCAUUCCCUUUAACUCAAAGUCCUCCAGCAGCGAGGGCAUCAUUCCAAACGCAUCACCUGAAUGUGGUGAGUCCAAGGAGACCAAGUUUGUCUCGCCCGAAUCCCAUGGUGAUGAAAACUCCAAAAAAGGGUCUUCAAAAUCCAUUGAAGCAACUCCAGCUUUGACUGGGCAUUGUUCUAAGCAAUCAGUUCUUCAUGAAAGGAGCAGAGGUGAAGUAGUUGAUUUGACUGUCAAGCCAGAAAGUCCAAUAAAAGCCAAGCUUAGCCACAUAAAUUCUUCAGUCUUCUCACCAGAUGGAGUUAUAGAUUUAACGGUAGGUCGGCGGUCUAGACUUCAACAUGUAAUCCAGAGAGCAGUGCAGAAUGUGCAAGUGAAAGAAGAAGCUGAACCCCAUAGUGUCCUCAAUCUAGCCUUUCUUGGAAGAGACAGAUUGGACAGCAACUGUAUAGACAACUGCAGUCCUCUGGAAGGCAUGACACUGCCUUGCAGUGAUCCUACACUUUGUGCUGCUGCACCACAAACACAGCAGCAUAAUCAACAGCAACAAUUUAUUCUAAGCAACACAGGGACAGAUUCCAUUCCUGCAGCCAUGUGCAAUGUCAUUGUAAAUGGCACAAAGACUACUGAGGCUGCCAGUAAGAGUGUUUCUUCAGAGCAUCGUCCAGAACUUCAUAAGACAUCACAGCACUCGGAACAAACUACGGUCAAUGAAUUGGAGUCAGUGAAGGAAAACAACUGCACAGGGGCCUCUGGCUUUCAACUGGAGCUGGACACAGGUAAGAAGGCUUCAUCAGAAGACUCUCUAGGUGGUGGGGAAAAGCAGGACCCCAACCUUAACAAUCCUGCCGAUGAGGACCAUGCCUAUGCCCUUCGCAUGCUGCCCAAGGCAGGCUGCAUCAUCCAGCCCGUGCCAAAGCCUGCAGAAAAGACUGCCAUUUCACCCUGUAUAAUCUCAGCGCCCCUGCUCAGCGCAGGACCAGAGGACAUUGAGCCACCAUUAAAGAGGAGGUGCCUACGAAUUCGAAAUCAGAACAAAUAAAAGGUUGGUCUCCUUACCUGGAAAGUGGUUUUGGCCCAAUGGAUUCCAGAGGGAAAGGGAAGGGAUAGUGGGAGUUAUGUCAUUUCUCUUUUAAUGCUCUAAGCAUAGAUUGCCAAACCAAUCUUAAAAAUAAAGGAUAAAGCAUACCCGGUAAACAUGUUGGUGAACGAAGGAUAAAUUAUUUAUUUUUUUCCCCCCCCCAUUGUGGUUUUAUUCAUUUGUAUCUGCUUUUUCACUUCUGUUCUAGCAUUUUCCAUUCCAGACACAGAAGAAAUAAUAUUAUUAAAAAGGCUUUAUCCUAUAAAAUGCAAAACAAAGGAAGAAAGCAAACAGUUGACAGAGUAUUUGUAAACUAAAAUUAUUGAAAAAACACUGAAAUGAUUGACAUUUUGCAGUUCUCUUCUAUUUUAAAACAUCAUGCAUUAACUGAAAGCAAGUUAUGCAGUUUUGAUACAAGUCUCCUUGCUGCUGGGAGUUUACAAUGGGCAUUCAGUCCUUGCAUUUUAAUAAACCAUGUAUUAUUCUCUUACAAAAAUAAAUAAGGAAAAACAUGCAAGAAAUUAAAUAAAUAAAAAAUAAACAAUACAGAAACUAAACACAUAAAAUCAAUCAACUAAUUCAGCUAGGAAGAUUAGAAAAGAAAAAUUGUAUAUUUCACCUCACUCAAGUUAGAGGCACUUCAUACAUUGGACAGCAGUAAACUGCUAAUUAUUUACCCCCCUGAAGCUGAUAUAAUGACAGUUAAAUGAAAUCUGGAUAGAGUUUUUGCUUCUGGUCACUUACAGUUCAGUAUUUAAAAGCACUGCCAUAAUGUUACAACAGUGACAGCAGAACGGCUGUGUGCACCUAUGUUUUACACUUCAAGAGAGGCAUCAUUUAAUAAUACAAAAUAUAAAACAAACAAAUGCAGUUAAAUAUCAUUUUUCCAGCAUUUUUCAUUUGUGACAAUUCAGAUGUUGUUCACAGAGUUCAAAUAAAAAAAAGCAUAGUAAGAUGGGCAAAAUACAUGUGGUAAAGGAUAACCUAAUAUAUUAUGAAAUUAACAUGAUACCAGUUCCACACCAAAACUGCGGUAUUGUAAGAGUUCUUUUCAUAGAAACUGCCGGUCUACAAUGCCACUUUUCCACUAACACCAGAAACCAUAAAAUUAUAAUAAGGCUGACAGCCUUAUACCAGAUGUUUUUCCCCUAUUACACCCAAGAACAAUAAAACCCUAAUUAUUUAUACAUUUACAAAGGUAUGUUAAGAUAAUAUGACCAUACUUACCCAAACAGAAAAUAUGGGAGGAAUUGCAAUGUUAAUUCUCAUAUUUCAGUACUUUUUUUAAGUCUUAUUUCUUAACCCUAUAUAUUACAUUGCAAAUGAUGCCAAUUUCUUACAGAUUCUAUGUUAUUUGCCUAAAUUUUGCACAUUAUUAUGGAUUUAAUAUCCAAGUCAUACUGAACUAUGUCAUCACGCCAACCUGCAAUAUAAGCUUGCAUUUUGCCUAUAGUCCAUUUUACAGCAAAAGGUUUGCAUGAUACAAAAUUAACCAAAGCAACUAAAAUAAUUAAAAAUGACACCCAAAGCAAUAGUACCUUUUGAUUUGUACGAUAAUACAGGACGAAACCAGUCAGUGACUACAAUAUCCCAUCUUCGCUUUCCAAAAGCAUUCCAAUCAAUCAGAGCUCCUUUUAUGGAGCAAGGCUUAGGAGAGUGAUACUUAAAAAGUGGUUGUAAGGACCUUCUUAAAAAUUAAAUGCAGGUAACAUAGGGAGUAGGCAUAGUCUAGUUCCUAAAAAAGAGCAGCAUUAAAUAAAGUUACAAGCUCUUUGCAUAUCUACCAUGUGCUCCCUUGCUCAUCCCAAAUUCUAAUUCAGAUUUUUAUUUUUUUUUUUAAAUCACAGAGGCCAUUACUCCCUGCUUUAUAAACUGUUCACCAUGACAUCAUUUAGCUCAUACAUCAGUUUUCCUUUCACAUAGACAUUUGUUCUCAAAUUCAUUUUCUUUGCAAAAAGGGUUUAGUCAUAAAGGUAACUUUUCUCAUAUGAAAAUUAAUGUCUUGUUCGCAAAGCUUUUAGGUUGUUAAUAGCUUUUAAUGGAUCAUUUUUAAAAUACAAUGGCAGUUUUCUUUACUCAACAGGCCUGGGAAAUGACACCAAGAACAUGGCUAAUCUAUACAUUUAUUCUAAGUGAAAAUAAUCUAUGCUUGGACCUUAUCUUUGGGUUAUUCUGCCUAUCUCUGUGACCUUUUUUGGCUUUAGGGAUUCUCCUACACCUUCCUCUGACCAUCAGUUGAACAUACACAUAAAAAAGCAUGUUCUAAACUCCACUGAACCCUUCUGUCUCUGCCAUUCUUCCCACAUAAACAGAGUGUCAGCCAAUGCAAAUUAAUUAAGAGCAACUCGACAAACCUUCAGACUCCCUUGUGUACAUUUAUGCAUGCUGUCGCAUACGUAUUCAUGUAUUUUAAUGACACAAUUCACAGCAGUCACCCAUAAGGAAGUGCACAUACUGUACUAUACAUAUUGUAAGAAAAGCACAUUUCUGAACACAUGGUUAAUUAAAAUGGCUAAAAACAGUGAUCAGAUUCUAUUGAUAUGUAUUUUCCAAAGCCAGUCUGUAUAUUAAGAUUUAUGUUAGUUUUCAAAAAAAACAGAGUGACUAACUACCUGGCAAAUAAUUCAGUUGAGUACUUUGUUGCCAAUUACUUGUUAAAAUGUUAUCAAGAUUUUUUUGAUGUAUUUGUUAUUAUUGAACCUAAAUCCAUAUUAGUUAAGGAUUAUUCAUUUCCCAGUUAAGAUGCCUAAGUGACUGUUAAAAAUGUUCCUGAAAAAAAGAUGUGCAUACGGACCUGUCUGAAUGUCUGUUUUGUCUGUCUACCAGUCUGCUUUUUCAUUAAAACAGUUUAUUGUGCA